Messenger RNA from Agelaius phoeniceus (red-winged blackbird), 1310 nucleotides. It is a transcript of the gene BAALC, whose product is annotated as BAALC binder of MAP3K1 and KLF4. Gene Ontology annotation, cellular component: cytoplasm. The record is from RefSeq and is a predicted model, not a curated record. NCBI's taxonomy places the organism in Eukaryota, Metazoa, Chordata, Aves, Passeriformes, Icteridae.
AUGGGCUGCGGGGGCAGCCGGGCCGACGCGAUCGAGCCCCGCUACUACGAGAGCUGGACGCGGGAGACCGAGUCCACCUGGCUGACCAACACGGACUCCGAGAGCCCGCCGCAGGAGGGCGGCAGCGCCGAGAGCCCCGGCCGGGAGCAGGGCGGCCCGCUACCCGGUCUUCUGGAGGAUGGGAAAUUGGCUCACACAGGUGUACCUACAGCAUCAGCCACAGCUGGAAUGCUGAAUGCUGAGAAGAGGAGCAACUGUGGCUCUCAGUGUGCAAACCCCAUAGCCCACAGCAUGGGAGCUACAACACAGAGACAGAAUGGCUUCAGGACCACUGAGAGUAAAUGGGACACACAGAAAACGUCCACACAAGAAGUUGCCAUUAAUGUUACAAAAAGCAUCAGACAAAGUGACAGGAGAAAAACAAAGAAUUGUGCCAAUUAAUGAAGAAAAUUGCAGAAGAGGAUGGACUUAACAAAGCUUCGCUGCACUUUAAAUGUCAGUGGCUGAAGACAUGAAGAUCUCUAGGUGUUCCAGGUUGAAUACAGCAGGCAGCUGCUACUGAGUGCCUCCAGAAGCAGGUCUUGUGGAAACCAGCUGCAAGCACUGUAGACAUUACAGUGUUUGUCUAAAGACAGACAUAGUCAUUUGUCUAAAGCAGUGGCACUGCACAGACAUACACAGAAAUUCAUUAUAUUUGGUUUUUACCAACUUCCAUGUUAUCCCUUGUGUACGUCCUGUUCCACAUUGCCAUUAAGAUGAGGCUGGAUAAUAAGGGGUACAGCUCAUCACAAUUAAAACCAGGAAAUGAACAAAUGAAUCUGAAUUUUUAGUCAUAAAGUUGUUUUGAGUGUGGACAUUCAAACCCACAGUUCAUUUAAAGCACUCACAUAUUUUAAAACACAAACCCAGACAUCUCAAGAAAGUGAGACUAAAGUCUAGUCUUCCACAAAAUCUCUUUUCAAUUAUAUAUAGGUUAUAUAUAGUUAAGUCAUACAGUAAUGUUUUUCUAUAUUAAAUGUUCAAUUACUUAGUUUUAAUUUAUUGUUUGUAUUGACAUUAUUUUGGUCUUAAAAAUAGUAACUUUCAUAUUGAUCAGCCUUACUUGAAGGUCCUAGUCUCAACUAGCAAGUAGAGUUGUGGCUACUUGGUUGUUUUAUAAAUGCCCCUUUGAUUAUGUUGAAGCCCAGUCUGACUAGGAAAAAAGUUACCAUUAACAUUACAAGAAAAUAACCACAAUUUUUAAAGUCACAUUCUAAUGUCAGUUCAAAAAGUUAACUUUCUUUCUUCAGACAUAUAUCCAUAUAUCCAUA